ACAACUCAUGAUCUUUUGAAUCGUAAAUGUUGACUUACAUCAGUUGAGCUUUCGCAUAUUUUCCCUUGUCAAACAUCGCACGAAUUUUAAGUCAGGAACUGAAUUUGCCAUGGAGCUGACUUCGGUCACGAGAAGCGAGAGGGUUGUUGAAAGAAUUCUUUACACGUAUGAUGUGGCCAUUAUUGCAUGAUAGGAGAUUAACGCCUCAGUGAAAAAUAACUGGAGGAACAGAGAAAUUUUGAACGCCGCAUUAACUUGAUUACUGGACAAAAUUUCUUCCUAAGAAAGGAAUUGGUAAAAUUUUACAAUCGACGUGCUACUCUGGUUAAAGAAUGCUAUGACACUCGCUUUAGUUUCCCUGGUGCUUCUUUCCCUGACAGUCCGUAAAACACAGGCGGUUGAGUGCUUGGAGCCCGCAUCAAGAGUAAUCAGCCGCUGGAAGAAUGGGAACUACUACAAGGGCGAGAUUGAAUCAAUUACUAACAGGGUGAAUGUGCUGUUUGACAACGGAGCUCGACUGGCAUUUAACCCCAGGGAUAAUGUGGAUAUUGUUGUGGACCGUAUUCCGGAACAGAACGACCUACCUUGGGGAAGUCAGAUUCUGGUUAAUCGUCCCAAGUCUCGCGCGUUCGAGAUAGGUUACAUACGGGACAUCAAGAAUGGCCGAUACGUGAUUUUGUACGAGGAUGGAGAUAUGAUAUUGCACUCACGUGAUCAAAUACGGGCAUUUAAUAAAUCAAAAUUAUGUGAUGAACCCGCAUACUUGGGUUGUUUCCAUGACAACCUUCCGAGGGAUCUUGAGGUCUAUAUUCCCACUCACCCGGCCACCAUCGGAGCAUGCGUGGAUACGUGCAAAUGGCAAGGGUUUAGCGUUGCAGCGUUGCGUAAUUCAGAUCUGUGUUUCUGUGGAAAUGCUUACCGGAAGGCCAAUCAAGUACCAGAUGCAAAAUGUGAUAUGCCUUGUUAUGACAACUCGUUCGAAGUGUGCGGUGGAUUCAUGACUUUCUCACAGUAUUGGACGGGGAUUGUGGACUUCCCGCCCGCUGAAGGAUUUUCUGGGAUACAGAAGCAUUUUAUUCCAUCAAACCAUCCAAUCCCUUGGCAACUGCUUAUGCACGCUCGUUCAAGAUAUCCUCCUCGAAAUAUGCCUGGAUCAACGCGCGGCGCGGCCUGGUACCAAUCUUAUCCAUACAGAGGAGUGCAGCAAGAAAGUGGGUCGAGAAAUUAUUCCCCGACAUAUCAAGCUAAUCAAUUGUACCCACCAAGUAGUUAUCAAGGAUAUCAACAAUAUUAUGGAGGGAAACCAUAUACAAAUUUCAACGGGAAUCAUUUUCAACAGCCUGCUUCAGCAUAUAGUUACCAGGCAGGAGCUGCAAAUAACCAAGCAAAGGUGUACAGUGCAUACCGAGGUCAAGCAUACCGCUGGCCUUACAACUACAACAGCUACAAGUAUAGCAACUACAACGUUCAAAAGGGAGCCACGAACAGACCAUACAAUAGUUAUCAGACUACGUAUCAAAGGAGACCCGCACCCAGACCGUCGCCCCAGGAAUAUGCAAAAUUGAUGGGUAUGCUCAAAAAAGUCAGUAGGAAACUAUUCAAAGAAAUCACUGGAACAUCUAAGUUAGCGUUGGCUGCUCCUCGAUUCUUGGGUUGUUAUCAGGAUUCCGAGUCACGUGAUCUUCCCACGGAAGUUCCUGUCAAACCGCUGACCGUAGAAGGUUGUGUGGCUAAGUGUAGAGAAACUGGAUUUUCUAUCGCUGGUCUCCAGGCCUCUACGCAAUGCUUUUGCGGCACGACAUACAGCAAGUACGGGAGACUCAACAAUAAGCAAUGCUCGAUGCGUUGUACUGGAAACUACCAGGAAAUAUGCGGUGGAGUCAUGAUGAACUCCCUAUACUACACAGGCGUUGGCCAGGCCAUUCCAAAUACACCACCAUCAGUAAAACUAAGGACUCAACCGAUCACCUUCACAAAAAACACGCCUCCAAAUUCCCAUACAGAAAAUCAGUCUCAACACAAGCCAAGACCUCUAGUUCAGAAGAAGCCAUCAUCUUUUCACGGGCCUCUUUUGCCAAAACCCAAGCCUAAAAAUUCCAAAAUCAAAGAUAAAACUUCCAAUAUCAAGCCAAAGAAAAUAACACAACCGAAACAUAGAGGCGACGAAAGUAAAGGAAAGCCACUUCCGAUACAGGACUAUGCAAAGUUAACAAAGAUGCUUCAAAUGUUAUCGAGAUGGCAGCAGCCACAACCACUCAAGUUGAAGCCUGUUAGUAAAAUCACGAAGAUCAACCCAACACUUAGCUACCAGGAGCUGAGGAAAGUACUUGAAGACAUGACUCCAGAUAUUGUAAAAAAAAUUGCCAACCAAAUUAUUGCUCAUGAUCGAAACAGGACCAGACUUAGCGACAUGAAGCCCCUGUCUGCCGAGAAAAGUUUAGAGGUGCAUUUGGCGAGCAAAUUGGCAGGCAAUAAAGAUGCAGGGUUUAAAAGAGUGCAUGUGAAGAGCCCCAACUACAAGAAUUGGAGUAGCAAAGGGAAUUACAGCUAUUCACCAAAAGUAAGGAACAAACAUGAAGAUUUUGUUCUGGAGGACGAUGCUAAACCGAUAAAGUUACAUAAAAACGGUGAAACAACAGAAGCACCACCAAAAAACAUUUCAAAACAAAUUUUAUCCAAAGGAAAAGACCUGAAAGUUCUAUCGUCGGUGUCAGAAACUGGAGACAAAGAAGUCGAAGGUGAUUCAGAAACAAGUGGGGAUCAGUUUCCUGUGGAAAACAAUAAAUUAGGCAGUGAAACAGAAGAAUCUCUAAGGUACUCAACACAGAGAAUUUCUCCCGUUCAAACUGCAGAUGCAAAUACAACUCAUCGCUUACCUUCGUUUAUUCCUAUGGCCGACAAAAGAAGAAAACACAAAUUGAAACACAAAGGGAAGCAAUCUUACCUCUUAAACAGUCAACAAGAAGGAAGUAAACAACCUCAUGACCAUGAUGAUUCAAAAUCAGAUGUGAAAUCUAACAAACGGACAUUCGUGAGUUUUAUUAUAAAGGAAAGCCACGGCAAGAAAAGGAAACCCCUCAUGAAAAAAAGCGACUCUUCGCGAAAGAAUGCACAUCACAAAAAAACUGCACAUACAGCUCGUACCAAUAUCUCUAGUAUCCAAGAAAAACCAGACGCUCUAGAGAAUGCUUCGGUUCAAAAUAAAACAAACCAAAGAGCAGUUCACACUGCCCCAGAAGCAGUUUCGUCAACAAGUGAUGAAGAACCCACAGAGGAGAUUGACGAAGUCUUUGACGCAAGCGACAUAUCAAAAAAUAACAUCAUUGAGACAAAGAACAUAAAGAAAACUGGCACAAAACUUGGUACAACGACUGCUGAAAAAGUAGUAAAUAGUUCAAUUAGAACAGGAGUAAAACAGUCAAAUAAUACGCUUCUACAACAAGCAAUCAAGAUUGCAAAGAAAAAGAUCACACAUCCAUUAAUACUUCUGAAGUAUCCGGGUAUUCCACACAAAAUAUUACACGUGGAGGCCAAGUGGAAUGGCCAAUUUAAAGUUAAAGCAAACUGGAAGGAUGAGUCCGAAGCAGUAAAAAAACCUUCGAAAAAUUCUUUUGUAAAGAAAACAACGGUAAAAUUAAAGGAAAACACAUCUAAAGGCAAGGAAAGAAACAAAGGUGAUGACGAAGGAAAUGACGGUUACAAAUUCGAUGAUCGUGGCUCUCGAAAUAACCUUGUGUGGAAAAAAUAUCGAACACUGAAAAGUGAAGUACACUAACACUCAGUUGUAGAUAUGUAAAAAAAAAUGCCUGCUCAAUAUUUCCUAUUUUACACUGUUAAAAGCUGAAGAAAGACAAAUGAAAAUUUUGAGAACCAAGAAUAGCACCUGCAAGCUUUGUGCACAGGAAAUUAAUGCAGCCAAUCUUUCGAAGAGUAUAACGUGAUUGGGAAACGGAAAAGCGAAAUCCCAAGCGAUAAU
Pocillopora damicornis (cauliflower coral) is the source of this 3976-nucleotide messenger RNA. RefSeq lists its product as uncharacterized. Lineage: Eukaryota; Metazoa; Cnidaria; Anthozoa; Scleractinia; Pocilloporidae. The record is from RefSeq and is a predicted model, not a curated record. Gene Ontology annotation, cellular component: plasma membrane.